Globicephala melas (long-finned pilot whale) is the source of this 8039-nucleotide messenger RNA. RefSeq names its product RAB30, member RAS oncogene family (gene RAB30). Gene Ontology annotation, cellular component: trans-Golgi network; Golgi cisterna. Gene Ontology annotation, molecular function: GTP binding; GTPase activity. Gene Ontology annotation, biological process: vesicle-mediated transport; Rab protein signal transduction. NCBI's taxonomy places the organism in Eukaryota, Metazoa, Chordata, Mammalia, Artiodactyla, Delphinidae. The record is from RefSeq and is a predicted model, not a curated record.
UGUGCUAAGGUCUAUCCACCCCCCUGCUGCUGCUAGGCUUGCGAUUGCCGCUCGCUCCAGCUGAGCUAAGAGUAGCAGCAGCACCAGGGCAGGGACUGACUCCAGCCCUUGGACUUAGGACAUCGCAACACCUUCCCUUGCGUGCGUGACUCAUUCGCACAUCCUUUCUGUUUAUGCCUGGGGUGGGGAGAAAAAUCCCAAACCAGCUGUGUAAAUGAGUAUGGAAGAUUAUGAUUUCCUGUUUAAAAUUGUUUUAAUCGGCAAUGCUGGUGUGGGGAAGACGUGCCUAGUCCGACGGUUCACUCAGGGUCUUUUCCCCCCAGGACAAGGAGCCACAAUUGGAGUUGAUUUUAUGAUUAAGACAGUGGAGAUUAAUGGUGAAAAAGUAAAGCUCCAGAUCUGGGACACAGCAGGCCAAGAGAGAUUUCGGUCCAUCACCCAGAGUUAUUACCGAAGCGCCAAUGCCUUGAUCCUCACCUAUGACAUAACCUGUGAGGAAUCCUUCCGUUGCCUUCCUGAGUGGCUGCGGGAGAUAGAACAAUAUGCUAGCAACAAGGUCAUCACUGUGCUAGUGGGCAACAAGAUUGAUCUGGCUGAAAGGAGAGAGGUCUCCCAGCAGAGAGCUGAAGAAUUCUCAGAAGCUCAGGACAUGUAUUACCUGGAGACCUCAGCCAAGGAAUCCGAUAACGUGGAGAAACUCUUUCUUGACUUGGCGUGCCGCCUCAUCAGUGAAGCCAGGCAGAACACACUUGUGAACAAUGUAUCCUCACCCUUACCUGGAGAAGGGAAAAGUAUCAGCUAUUUGACUUGUUGUAAUUUCAACUAAAGGCUGAGGCAAGGAGAAGCAAGAGGAAUCAGCAGUUGCCCUGAUGGGCCACCAAUUGCUGGGGAGAUCUGGCGAUGACUAUGGGUCCCGCUCUAGGACCUUCUGACUCCUGUGGGCUCCUGAGCUUACAAAGCAUGGCAGGCCAAGGGCCUCGUCCACAGGCCAGCAUUAGCAGAACAUAUAAUGGUUUCACCCUUUUGCAGUCUGGAGUCGGAUCAAGGAGAAAAUUGCACUAGGCGCUCCAUGAUCUGCAGAGCAUGUUGCUUUUGUUUUUUUUAAAAAAGCAAGUAAAACGCAUUCCUGAACACAGUCCAGGGGGAGACGUACUGUAGGGAUCCCUCCUGCACGUCAGUGGGUGCAUGUGGGGGCUGCUCUUUAGGGCUUCUGGGGGCCCUGGUUUUCUUGUCUACCAGGUAAACCAAAACUGGGAACGCCAAGUCCUGUCUCUGGUGCGUGUUGAUAGCUCCAUGGAGAUUUUGAAAAGUGUUAUUUCUCUUUUCCAUGGGCACUUUCAAGAACUUUGGGAUGUAAAAAUGAAACGAAACCUUUACCCGUGACAACAGUAGCAAUCAUUGUUUUAUUAAUGUAUACAAGCUCCAUGACUCCUUUUGGUGCUAAUGAUUCCACUCUUUCACAGACCAAACAUUUUAGUACAUUGAUGUCCUUAAAUACAUUUCAUAGAAAUAAAAACGAAACAAAACAAAACAAAAAAAAGAAAAAAGGGAAGUCCAUUAAUCAGCUGUCUUUCUCAAAGUCUCAUUAUCACCUUUUCUAGGGUAGAUUUGUUGGGAAAGAGAAUACUUUCCUUUCCUGUUCCCCUCUAAAUCUCUACCACUUUCUUCUUCAAUUCUCCCAUCUUUCCUGCCCUUUAAGUAAAUGAAAAAGUUUGAAAAAUGGAAAAAAAAAAAGAGAGAAUGGUAGAUACCCUAAUAUAAAAGAUUAGCUCUAAAACAUUAUGAGUAGUGUGAGAAAACAGACCCGAUCUGACCAAAAUACUGUGGAUUAAUGGACUGCCGUGCAGAGUUCCAAGCAGAGCACAGUCCUUGAUAGCAGGUCACAUCUUUUACUUCCUGGUACUAUCCAUCUUGGACAGACCAAGGCUUAGGAUUUUGUAGAAGUUUUUAGUACGGUAAGUGAGAAUAGCAACAGAUGAAAAGUCUCACAAUUUUUGUAUCUGCAAUGAUAACCUUAGAAAAAUUCUGCUUCUAGAAGCAGAUUGAGUAGUCAUUUGUCAUCUCCUUGUAGUAAUAUUACUCUCUGACUCAUGACCAUUCAUUCUUUCCUGUUUCUUUUUCUUUUCCUCUCUCUCUUUCCUGGUCUUCCCUUUUUACCUCCUCUCCUCCUUAUCCCCCUCCUUCCCUCCCUUCCUUAUAUACAUGUGUUACUGCAAAUCUCCAAUUCAAAUGGAGGUAUAUAUGCCUUUACUUAGCCAAUUUAAAAACAGAACUCAAAAUGGAAGCCAUGCUGCUGAAUAUGUGUUACUGUUUCUUCAGUGCCAUACUUUGAUACCUUCCAAUUUGUUCACUGAUAUAAAUGCAAAUUGGGAAAAUAAUUAAACCUAUUUGCUGUUGAUGCUGUCAGAUGUUUCUGUAGCUUGCUGCUUAGUAUAAUUGAGGGAUGAGUAAUGGGAUAAGGAUAUGAUACAUAAUUCCACUGUUGCUGUAGAUGGUGGCAGUCCUGGUCCUGAUAUAUUGAUGUGUGAAAGCUACUGAGUUUUAAAGCAAUGAGUCAUGUGGAGACACAAUAUUGGUGAAGCCUUUCUAGCAUUUCCUUAGUAGGUUUCAGAGCGACCUAUCUGCACAUGGGGCCUGUACAUAUUGUUUAAGGGACUGAUACUUAUGGUUGGCCUCACCACGCUUGUCCUGAUCCUAUGGGUAAGAGAAAGAGAUCCCAGAAGUUUGAAAUGCUUUUAUUUUAGAACCUAUCUCUAUAGGAAAGAAAAAUCAUUUUAAUAAACACCAAACAAAAUAAUUUAUCAUGGUUGCCUUUCCCUCCCCAUUUUCCCCACCAAGCCAGCAAGUAAAGGUGUUCAGAAAAGUUCAUCAAAGUGGGCAGAAGAACUCUUUUUAAAUGUUGAGGAAAUGUCCCUAAGUUUAGGUUUACUAUCUGUCAUUUAGGGCAAAAAUCCAAAGUCCCCAGCAUAUCAUGACUCAACUUUGUCUCACAGCAUAAGUGUGUUGAAAAUAAAGUUGCUUUAUGAACUCAGAGAAUAGAACAUUGUUAGAUUGGACAAAUUUAGUUGUAAAAUAACAGGUUGUAGGGCCACUCUUGCAUUCUGAGAUUAUUUCCUAGGGCUCAGUCUCCUUUAUCUACUCUUGGCCAAACUCAGAAGGGUAUUAGAAAGCUCUGCUCUUGGCCCCUUUCUUCCCUGUUACCCUUCCCAGCCUUUCUGUACUUACAGUCACCCAUCUAUGGCACAUCAGCAAGGACACAUGAGAAUGCAGGGCUUUGUUUCUUUUUUUCUCUUAGUUGUAUGAAUUCUAGAUUAGGCCUUAUGGACACUUGUUCACUGAUGUAUCUCAAGUUUGAGAACAAGCCCUGACAAUAUUGUAGGUGCUCAAUAAAUAUUAGUUGAAUAAACGACUUAGUGCCAAGAGGAGCUUUUUCAGUUAAACAGAAAUUUAUCAAAUAGAACUUGAGAAAGGACACUAAUUAAAUGUGGCCAUCUUAACACAGGCCAGGACCUAAACUUACUGGUUUGCCUACUAGUCCUUAUUGUCUUGGCAAUAUUUGCUAAGAUGAACCUUCUUAAAUAAAAAUGAAUUCUCAUUUAAUGGUGGAUGAAAAAGAGAGUUGCUUUCUCAUAAUUCAGUAUGGCUUGAUCUGACUCAUAAGACUACCAGAGUCCAUGUCUGCCUCCAUUUUGGUGUGAUCUUUUUCUUUUUUUUAAUAAUGUUACUAAAUAUAUGGCGAACUUUUCUUCAAUUUACAACACGUCGUAUUCAUGUCAUAUAGUCAGAUUUGGGGAAUCUGUGAAAUCAUGUAGUUUGCUUAUAUUAAUGAUAUUAUGGCUUUGUCCAGACUGUAUCCUCAAAGGAUUUUAUGCUUUGUCCUUUACCUAUGCAAGGCUUUUUAGUCCUUUAUGUGCUUGUGUUAGAUCUAUUGAAUUAUAUUAACAUUUAAAUUUGAUUAUAUGGGGCCAGUUAUCCUUUCUGUGGAUUACUUAGAUAGGCCAUUAGUUUUUCCUGGCCAUUUUUUCCUUCUGUUUUUUUUUUAGUCAUUUCAUGUUAGCACCUCUACCUGAGUAAAGAGGAAAGAAAAUAACUAAAAAUGAAAGUGAAAUGGAUUGAUUUGACAAUGUGUCAAUUUCUGAGUUAGAGUUUGGUAAGAAAGGUAAAAACCACUGGCCAAAAUAAGACACUUGGAUUAGGGCUGUUUCCUGUAAACAAUUUAGACUUGCUGGAGAGGGGAGGCAGAAUUUAACCAAAGGCUGGAUUCUUCUUUCUUCUUCUGUUUAUGAAUUUAUGUCUUUGGAGGACACUGGUGACAUCCAGUGUUAGAUCAUGAUUUGCCUCGUUUGCCCUUUAAGCUAUCCCAUAAUUCUUCCAGAUCCAGCAUCAAGUUUCAGUUAAUGCAUCUUUCUGAAAAAACACCAGUUGCAAGUGAUUUUGAAUUGGUCCUCUGACUAAAAUGGAAACUUCUUUUUUUUAAUAAUAAACUAAGCUACGUGAAUGAGAUCAUAUUAUAAUAAGGAAAAAACUAUUUAAUUUUUUGCCCCAUGUAUCAAACCAAUAGCUUUAAAGAUAGACAUUUUCUAUUUCUUAAUCCUGCAGAACUCUGUAUUUCAUAACCAUAAGUACUUUAGGGACUACUGCCCUAUUAGCCUGUAGAAGAGCUCUUCUAGGGUUUACCCUUUUUUUCUAGAGUUUUUUUUUUAACUUCAACUGGUUACUUAUUCUCCUCAACCAUGGCCCCGACAGAUGUGUUUCAGUGCAACUAUAAUCCUCUUGAGACUUAACUUGAAAAUGAAAAGCAGUGAAAAAACAUGUGUUAUCUCAUCCUUCUGACAAAAUGUACUCCAUGUAAGCAGUGUGUGGCUGAACACUAAUUUGGGGAUAAGAGAGGGAUGUGUUUUUUUGUUUUUUGUUUUUCUUCUUUUUGGAUUUCAUAUCUGUGACAUGAGCCUACUUGUGUUUGGAGGGAAAACUGGCUUCCCUGACAGUCUCACACUGGGGAGAAAGCAUACUGAAUUAAGAAAUUAUCAUCCCUUCCAACAGCUCAUUAAUAAUGUUAGAGCAAGGGAGAUGAUACUUCAUCUCCUUUCCUAAACCCAUGGGAACAUUGCAAUCAUUCUGGGGAGCCAUAGUUUAAAAACAAACUGAGGCAUAACAAAGAUGGUGAAGGAGUUUAAAAUUUAAGACAUCUGAAGAAUAUUUGAAGGAUUUAGGGAAAUAUAGCUUGGGAAAGAGAGAGGAACACAGUACAUUAGAGCAAGACUCUGUUGUUCAAAGGGGUGGAACGAGGCCCACUGAAUAGAGGUCAUAGGGCCACAGAUUUGAACUUCACGUAAGGGAGAACUUUCUCAAAAAGUUGGUUCACCAUGGAAGGGGCUGCCUCUGUCAAGCAAAGGCUAGAUAAGAACUUGGCAAAGAUGAUGUGGAGAAGAUCCCAGCAUUUGUUGAGGUGGCCCAGAUGACCUAUUAAAAUUCUAUGUUGUAGUACUUUGCUUCUCGUAACACGUUCAGUUAAAUAUCUGCUGACCCACAGCUUUUUUUUUUUUUUUUUUUUUAAGGCUUUGUGCUUCUGCCCAAAGUGCAUCCUACUCUCCAGGAAGGAGGGUGGUUACAUGUCAUUAGGUUGAGACUGGCUUGCUGUUAUGCCCUAGGCUGGGAUUGCUUUCCAAGUCCAUUCAUUGAUAUCCUGUUGAAAUCACAAACUGAUUCUUGAGUUAAAGAUUAAAAAGGUAUUGUUUUAGUAGAAGUUGAAAUCUACAUGAAAUCAUGGAAAUUAUGUAUUUGUCACUUGCCAAACAUAGGCCAAGCUCAGUGUUAGUGAGUAGUUGGUAUUUCUUCAGGAUUUCAGGAUAGGCCUCUUUAGCAGAGUGGAAUCAUCAGUUAAAAUCCCGUAAAUUACCAAUGUAAAGUUUUGCAGCUCCUGUCACAGAUGGGCUGAUGGUCACUGGCAAAAAGCAGGCCCCAAAAUCUAUUUUGGAAAAGUCUCAAAUGACAUUUGGUUAGUCGAUUUGAUUCUCUUGAAAAAGCAUGAUCUGAAAAUAAUUUUAAAAGAACGGAGGCCAAAUUGCUCUAUGUAGAAAGUAACAAAAUAUAGGUCUUUGAUUUGAAAAUCAGAGAUAACUAUAAGCAACACUUGCUAAUAAAGCCCAUUACCCAAGUGAUUCCUCCACCUGCAAGGUAACUUGCAACCUUGGAAGGCUGGUAGAUGGCUCUUCAUUGGUCUUUCUAAAAAAGUCAUUGGUCUUGCAUCAGUAUGGUGAGAAACACUUCAGUUUGGGUGAGAAUUUCUUUGACUCCUUUGGAUAAGAAGUCAGAGCACAAAAGCUACCCUCUUCUUUAACUGACUUUGUGACAUGCAAGAGUCAAAAUUUUACUUUCCCACUGAGUUAAAGCAGAAUUUUCAGAGGUAUUGUGUUCUAGUUCCCUUGGCGGGUUGUGACUUUGACACUUCCGGGAGUGAUGUAGGGAGGUAUUUAGAAGGGGGGAACACUAGGCUAGGUGUUAGGGGUCCUAAUAUUCCCAUGAAUUAGCUAUAACAUUAUGCAAAGCACAAUCUCUUGCAGUUUCCUCCUCCACAAGAUAGACUAAUAGUAAUAAUACCUGUCAGAAUUAUUGUAAAAAUUAGAUAAAUUGAAAAUGCUUGGUAAACAGUAAACACUCAAAUAUUAGUUUUCUCCUUGAUUAAGAGCAGACUUUGGAUGGUCUGAUACAACUAUAGAUCCUUAGAACAAAACAAGGAAUCCUCCUGACUUAAAAAAAAAAACUCCAUUUCUGAAAGGGCCUUAAAAGAAAAUCACUCAUUUGGUCCAUUCUUCUGCCUUAGGGCAUAACUGUUACCCAAGAGACUCCACUUCUUUACCUACUUCAAGAAAGGUAUUCUCUCUCUCUACCCAGUGGGCAAUUCCAGGGUCGUAAACUCAUUAUCAGGAAACUUAACCUUAUUACCGAGAUACCUCACAGUGCAAUUUGAACCUCUCUCUUCUUGAUCCCAUUCUCCAUUAGAAGAUAAAUGCGUUCAUCCUGUUUUCUUUUUAAAGGGCCAUGUUUGCCAUUUAUUAUAGCCUUUCUGCCUCAAUUUUUUUUUAAUUGACAGAAAAAUCUCAUUAAGGUGAUAAUUAUUAUUCCCUUGGGGAAUGUCAGGAUAGGUAUUUAUAAAUUCUUAGCUUCUUAUUGAUAUCAGAUUUAGAUCACAAUCUUACUGUUGAUUAACUCUUCAGUUAUCCAUGUAUUUUCUUCUUUAGUUAACAUAUAAUUGAUAACCAAGUAUGCUUCUGAAGAAUUAUUCUGGUUAUGUGGCUCUUGUUUUCUCCUCUUGGUAAAAAUGGAGUCAUGAAUCCCAGUUUUGUCAACUGCUUUUAGGAUGUAAUUUCAUACAUGACAUUAUUUGAUGGACGUAAUUACCAACACCUAAAUUUAGCAGGGUUUCUUUCCCUUUCUACAUGUGCACUAAGUUCUGAAAUAAAAAUUGGAAUACCAAAUGCCUAAUAAAGCAAAAAUUCCUGCACAGAAUAUCAAAAGAUACGAAUCCGGUCUGCUAGGAUAAUUUGUCACUAGUUGGUUGAAUGGUACAGAGCUUUUAUUUAAGGUUACACAGUCAUGCCUGGAUUAAAUAACAACAGCAAAACUUGAUAAGCCCUCUGAAAAACAGCUGCUAAACAUACUGCUUUCUGGAAAGUAAUCAUUAAGAAUAUAUAUUCUCUUGUCCUAUACAGUUGCAGAAUGUUAGUAGAACUUUCUUGUAGGCUCCCUGACAAUGAAUGUCAAUUGAUUUAUUAAAAAAAUUUUUUGUGUGUGAACCCUUUUAUCCCUUUAAGGUAUGUUGGGGCUUUCAUGUUCCUGUUGUAGAAAAUUUCAAAUGACUGGAAUGCUGACUCCUAAUUUCUGCUCACUGAAGUGUCCUCUAGACAUACCAGAAGGUUGGGGCUUCUUUGUUGAUAUGUAAGGGAGCUACUUAAAUACACUUACAUAAAUGUAAGUGUGUGAGUAAAAUUGCUAUUUUCAGCAAAAAAAAAAAAAAACAAAAACCUUUGCUUAAAAUU